Molecule: messenger RNA, 1389 nt
Organism: Blumeria graminis f. sp. triticale
Lineage: Eukaryota; Fungi; Ascomycota; Leotiomycetes; Helotiales; Erysiphaceae
Source: the annotation of a GenBank genome assembly
AUGAAUUCCUCGACCCAGCCUACUGAUGUCUAUGGGGGAGACGAAGUGGCCGCCAUAAUCCUCGACCCGGGAUACUCAAGCGUACGCGCGGGAUUCGCUGGAGAAGACACGCCCAAGUCAUUUCUUAACUCGUAUUACGGUCGAACAAAAGAUGGACGAAAUCUAUUUGGCGAUGAUGCCAUUCACAAUCCGCUGGUUGAGCUAGAGAUUCAAAAUCCCAUGUCCAACGAAGGCAUCGUCGAAGAUUGGGACGUUGCUACGAAGCUCUGGGAAUAUGCUGUCACAUCACGGCUGACUAGUUAUAAGCCAAGCAAGGAUCAAAAAGAUCACUUGAAUGAUGAUACUAAGGAUAUGGAUACUGAAAUGGAGGGAGUCAAUGAGAGUGAAAAGGCGAUGGAGGAGCACCCUUUACUUCUUACUGAAACUGCAUGGAACACCACAAAAAAUCGUGAGAAAUCAAUCGAAGUAGCCAUGGAAAGUUGGGGCUGCCCAGCAUUUUGGCUUGCGCGAAACAGUGUUUUAUCAGGAUUUGGGGCUGGUAAGGCCACCGCUCUAAUUGUUGAUAUUGGGGCCUCCACAUCUUCUACUGUUGCUAUUCAUGACGGUCUCAUUCUUAAAAAAUCGAUUCAAAAGUCCCCACUAGCAGGCAACUGGUUAUCCUCUCAGAUACGAAUACUAUUCUCACUACAAAAUCCACCGGUUAAUAUUAUUCCACAUUUCAUGAUUGCUUCUAAGGUGCCAGUAGAGCAAAAUGCGCCUUCACAAGCUACCUUCCGACAGCCCAAAAUUACACACACAGAAUCAUUUCGUAGCUUGGAACAGGAACGUGUGAUUACUGAAUUCAAAGAAUCGGUCGUACAAGUGUGGCCAGGUCCUACCAGGUUGAAUGGUCCGGCCAUGAACGGCGGCAGUAACUACGAUAUUGCUAAAUCACAGCCCGGUCGUAUUUUCGAAUUUCCUGAUGGUUCUAAUCGUACGUGGGGUGCCGAAAGAUUCAGUGUGGCGGAAGGCUUCUACGAUGAAAAAGCAGCGCUACUAUUGCCAGGUGAGACACAACCAUCUAAAGCCCAAACUCUCCCUGAGAUGGUCAAGGCGAGUGUCUCAGGCGUCGACAUGGACAUCCGCGCGAGUUUACUCCAAAAUAUUGUGGUUGUAGGAGGUACUAGUCUCACAUUAGGUCUGGUCGAAAGGCUCGAUCAGGAGCUCAAGAACAUUUAUCCUGGCGCGCGAAUCAAGAUAAAUGCGGCUGGGCUAACAUCGGAAAGGAGAUUUGGCAGCUGGAUCGGUGGCAGCAUUCUCGGGAGCUUGGGUACUUUUCAUCAAAUGUGGAUUUCUCGCAAGGAGUAUGACGAAUUCGGGGCUAAUAUUGUUGAGAAACGGUGUAAAUAG